AUGUCUUUGUAUUUAAUAGACCCCGAUGGUGAUGGUCCACUGAACCCAUUCACUGUACACUGUGAUAUGUGGACAGAAGCGUCUGCUGUAACUACCAUACGGCACAACCAAGAAGACAGAACUCAUGUACAAGGUUAUGAUGAACCAGGUUCAUAUAUGGCGAACAUUACAUAUGGGGAUGUGUCCAUUGACCAGAUUCGAGCUGUCAUCGAUACAUCCGAUACCUGUGAGCAGUGGAUAGGUUAUGAUUGCUACCAUAGUGCAUUCAACUUUGACACUGACGUUCCCAAUGCAUGGUGGGUCGAUUACUCUGGUACAAACCAUUACUAUUGGGGUAGUUCCGGUAACCAAGAGGGCUUUUGUCAGUGUGGAGUUAACGGCGACUGCGAUGAUGCAACAGGUGGCAUCAACGAUGCUUUAAAUAUCAAGUGUAACUGUGACAAUAAUGACAAUAAAUGGAGAACAGAUGAAGGAUACCUAACGGAUAAGACUGUUCUACCAGUCACUGCAUUGCAGUUUGGCGAUAGUGGAGACAACACAGAAGAAGGGUACCAUACUCUUGGCCCACUAACUUGCAUAGCAGCAGAAACACCAGCAUGGACUAAGACAUCUGGGGGUGUUGCCACAAUCGUCGUAAUUUGCAUUAUAAUCGCCAUUGCUACGCUGAUCGCCGCUGGAUGCGUUUAUCGCAUUGUUGUAGUUGCAUGUUAUCGUAAACCUGUUGCACUUGAAGGACGUCCAUCGCUUAGUACAUGUUGUGAGGAUAUCUGUGGUAUUAAGUUUAGAACCUAUAUCAAUGAUUAUUACAAAAGAAAGAACACUAAACAUGUAUGGAAAACUUCAAUGAACCAAGUAAUGGUCACACCCAGGGAAAGAGACAAGAUAAAUGGGGAUAUCAUAAUGUAUCCAACGCAGUGUCAUGAAGACCAUCGAAUGAACAAAACAGAAAAACAUUCACUGUCUACUAGUAAGAAGAAUAUGGGUGACAAGAUGUUCCCAAGUCUGCCAGAAAGAAAGGUUUCCCCUGUUGAAUUUACUAAAACAAACGAAACAAAAAGCAAUGAUGAGUCCCAUCAUCGUCCGACUGUCCAAACUAGAGGUUUGAAAAGCAAGACGGCCAGGAGAGGAAGGAGAGGAAGACGCACUAACAAACAUAAAUAA
Messenger RNA from Saccoglossus kowalevskii, 1161 nucleotides. RefSeq lists its product as uncharacterized. Lineage: Eukaryota; Metazoa; Hemichordata; Enteropneusta; Harrimaniidae. The record is from RefSeq and is a predicted model, not a curated record.